AUGGGGCUGAUGUGCCGACCGCGCGACUGCGCCUUGCCGUCGCUUCCGGCCGAGAUCUGGGUGAACCACAUCUUCCCGCUGUGCCCGAAGUCCUGGUUCGAGCCGCCCGUCCCGCUGCGGGCGCCCGUGGCGACGGCCCCAAUCGGAGGGCCAGCCGCACCCUUGGCCUUCACGCCGCCUCCACGGGCUCGCGCCAAGGCCGAGGGCGCCGACGACUCAGACGACGGCGCCUCCACGCGGGCGCCCUCGUCGGCGGCAUCCUCCGCGCAGGUUACUCCAGAGACGGAGCCCAGCCAGCCCCCUGCGCACAUCGUGGCGCAGAUGGAUCCGAUCUCAGCUGGCGAGCCUGCCAUGGAUUUGGACGGCGCCCUCUCGCCGCCACGAGGUACGCUCUUUGAGGUCUUCGACAACGGGCAGAGGCACGCGAUCGGCAUGCAGGGAGACCCAGACGACAUGGACACGGACUUCGAGAGUCCACGGCUGGCAGUGCCCAUUCGCCUGGUGCAGCAGGUGCUCGCCGCGACCAUGCGGAGGAGGCGUCGUGCCCGGCCCGAGUUUGAUUCGGAGGAGGAGGCGGAGGAGCCGGAGGCGCCGCGGCACGAGGAGGACGUGGACGACGAGGAGGGCAUGGCGGACGCGGAGCGGUUCGACGCUGGCUUGUUCGAGGCCGCCGACAGCGACGCCGAGAUGGGCGUGGGAGAGGCCGAGGAGGAAGAGAACGACGACCCGAUGAUGCUGUGA
Molecule: messenger RNA, 741 nt
Organism: Prorocentrum cordatum
Lineage: Eukaryota; Dinophyceae; Prorocentrales; Prorocentraceae
Source: the annotation of a GenBank genome assembly